CUCUGAGCGCGAAGAAGUCAGAAUGGGUAGAAAAUGCCAGCAGAGUGAGAAAGUUUUCGAUGUAGCUCAGACCUAGUUUGCCGCCAUGCGCUUGGCGAGGGGCGUUUGAGUGAAAGUCAGCAUUGCCCUCGCUUUCCAUGAAACGGAGGGCAGCUCGGAGUUGGCUGAUCCCCUAGCUCGGUGCCUCCCUAUUUCGGUCGUCUGAGAUCAAACUGAGACCAUGCCCAUCCUCAAAAACUCCAGCCAGGAUGCGGCCAGACCCAAAACUCGCCGGAACAGCUAUGUCUUGCCCAAGUUGCCAGUGCCGCCUCUGCAAGAGACCUUGAACAUGUACCUGAAGUCUAUGAGACACCUGGUCACCGAGGAGCAGUACAGAACCACUGAGGGCAUUGUGCAGAAGUUCGGUGCCCGUGGCGAGAUUGGCGAGUUUUUGCAGCAACAAUUGAUAAAGCGACAGGAAAGAGAAGCUAACUGGGUGUACCAGUGGUGGCUGGAUGACAUGUACCUACGCAAUCCAGUGCCCCUGACAGUAAACUCCAGCCCUGGGAUGGUGUUCCCCCGUCAGAUCUUCCGCGAUCAAAAUGAUCAACUCAGGUUCGCUGCCCGCCUGAUUGCGGGAAUACUGGAUUACAAAGUUGUAAUAGAUGCCCGUGCUUUACCUGUUGAUUAUGCCCGCGGUCAAUUGGCUGGGCAACCCUUGUGUAUGGAGCAGUACUACAAGCUAUUCUCAUCCUAUCGUCUCCCAGGUCACCAAAAAGAUACACUGGCAGUCCAGAAAAGCACCGUCAUGCCUGAACCAGAGCAUGUUAUAGUGGCUUGUCAGAACCAGUUCUUUGUUUUGGAUGUUGUCAUAAACUUCAGACGUUUGAAUGAAACUGACUUAUUCACUCAGUUGAGAAAGAUUGUGAAAAUGGCGGAGGACCAAGAGGAACAUACAGCUCCAAUUGGGCUGCUCACAUCAGACAGUAGGACUGAAUGGGCAGAGGCGAGGAGAGUGGUCAUGAGAGACUCUACUAACCGAGACUCUCUGGAUGCGAUUGAACGCUGCAUAUUUCUGCUGUGCUUAGAUUCCCCAAGUGGUGUUGAGCAGACAGAUAUAAACCUGGCACUGCAGAUAAUGCAUGGAGGUGACUGUCACAAAAAUAGAGCAAAUCGCUGGUAUGACAAAACCAUGCAGUUUGUUGUUGGAAAAGAUGGAAUCUGUGGACUGGUUUAUGAACACUCACCUGCAGAAGGCAUCGCAGUUAUACAAUGUGUUGAACACCUACUAUGUUACAUUAAAGAGACUUCAAAAAAGUUAGUACGAGCUGAUUCUGUCUGUGAGCUGCCUGCUCCAAGAAGACUGAGGUGGAAAUGUGACUCGGAAAUACAAAGAUAUUUAACUUCAGCAGCUGAUAAACUUCAGAGGUUGAUAGACAACAUUGAUUUAAAUGUGUACUGGUUUAAGACUUUUGGCAAAGACUUCAUUAAAAAACAGAAGAUGAGUCCUGAUGCUUUUAUCCAGGUUGGAUUGCAGCUGUCUUAUUACAGAUGCCAUGGGAGGCUUGUCCCCACUUAUGAAAGUGCUUCAACACGUCGCUUUCAGGAAGGAAGAGUUGAUAAUAUUCGAUCAGCAACGAAAGAGGCAUUCGAUUUUGUAAAAGCAAUGAUAGAUGGGGGACCGUCUAUAUCGGAUUCAAAGAAGAUGGAGCUUCUCUGGGAAGCAAUCAAUGCACAGACGAAUUACACCAUCCUGGCUAUUACUGGGAUGGCAAUUGAUAAUCAUUUACUUGGACUGCGGGAGAUGGCAAAGGAACUGCAAAUGGAUUUACCGAAAUUAUUCACUGAUGAAACAUACCUAAUAAGUAACCAUUUUACCCUCUCCACCAGCCAGGUACCAACUACAACGGAGGGCUUUCUGUUUUAUGGGCCUGUAGUUCCAGAUGGUUAUGGUGCUUCCUACAAUCCACACUUAGACCAUAUCAUCUUCUGCAUUUCUUGCUUCAAUGAUUGCAAGGAGACCUCUUCUACCAUGUUUGCAAAAGCUGUGGAAAAGAGUUUUAUACAGAUGAAGGAGCUGUGCGCUAAGUACAAUACCAAAGCAAAGCAAAGCUUCAUGGGGAAUAUAACACAGAAGGUUCAAAAUGGAAGGAAGUUGUAUCAUUAAAGUUCUCAGACUGUUGUACUGUGAAAUGCAUAAAUGGUCAUUUCUCUAUGCAAAAGAAUAGCAUACUGUUAUCAGUAUUAAUCCAUUUGGUAGCUGUAUAGAAUCUGAAAAAACAUUUACU
Messenger RNA from Hemiscyllium ocellatum (epaulette shark), 2267 nucleotides. It is a transcript of the gene chata, whose product is annotated as choline O-acetyltransferase a. The transcript has 15 exons. The record is from RefSeq and is a predicted model, not a curated record. Gene Ontology annotation, biological process: acetylcholine biosynthetic process; neuromuscular synaptic transmission. Gene Ontology annotation, molecular function: choline O-acetyltransferase activity. Gene Ontology annotation, cellular component: neuron projection; cytoplasm. Bases 221 to 2146 code for a protein of 641 amino acids. Lineage: Eukaryota; Metazoa; Chordata; Chondrichthyes; Orectolobiformes; Hemiscylliidae.